Molecule: messenger RNA, 6855 nt
Organism: Lytechinus pictus (painted urchin)
Lineage: Eukaryota; Metazoa; Echinodermata; Echinoidea; Temnopleuroida; Toxopneustidae
Product: HEAT repeat-containing protein 3-like
Exons: 17
Coding region: 111-2135 (674 amino acids)
Biological process (GO): ribosomal large subunit biogenesis; protein import into nucleus
Source: RefSeq, a predicted model, not a curated record
GAACAGUUCAAAGGUCAUUAUGUCCACAUGGUUAAUGUUAUUUUGACACUGACGUGUUUCUCUCAGACUUUGUAAGAUUGUAACUUUGAGGAGGUUUCGUCGCAUCAAAUAUGGGAAAAUCGAAGAAUAAGAGAUUCCGUUCAAAGAAGGCACAGCCGACUGGUUUGGAGAGUGUGAAGGAAAUACAAGCAGAGGAAGAAGAACUCGGCACGUCCACGACCUCCUCGGACACCGUACAGCUGAAGACAGUCGGAGUGUUGGAGAAGCUUCAAAGUAGCUCGGCUGAGGAGAGAGAAUGUGCCUGCACGUCUCUGGCAAACUUGGUCCAGGAUCCCCAAGCACUGCAGACCUUGGUCCAACAGAAAGCAGUGCGUAGCCUUGGGCCUCUUCUCGUUGACCCAUCAUCAGGUAUCCGAGAAGCUGCGGCUGGAGCUUUGAGGAAUCUGACUGUAGCAGGUGGACAUGAUAUUUGUGACCAUAUGAUAGAUGAAGACAUCAUGACCCCUCUAGUUGCAUUCCUACUUCAGUAUUCAGAUGGAAUUCCACAGACCUCUGCAAAGCAUAAAGAGAAUAAGAUGCCUCAGCAUGACUCAAGUUUAGAAGCAUUAGUGCAAGCUGUACAUCUUGUCUGGAAUUUAUGUGAGAGUAAUAGUACAGCAGUAGCCAUAGCUAAUCAACAAGGUUUAGUCACAGUCUUCCUUCACUGUCUUCAAGCCUACCCAACUAUGGUGGAUUUAGCCAUCUGUGCAGCGCAAUGUCUUCACACCUUCACAGAGGACAACCUAUUGGCUGCACAAGAACUCUGCAAGCCAGAUCGGCUAGCCGUGAUAGAGAGCGCCCUCAUGUGUGAGAACUCCUCUAUGAAGUUGACACAACUUCAGACUCUGACUGCUGGAAUCCUGUUCAAUAUCAGGGGUUGUUUGCCGGCCACCAGUAGAGGGCAGAGUUUCCAAGCCCUCGUGAAGGUGCUUGCUACAACACUUCAACCUGAUAACUGUGCGGCAAUCUCAUCCCUAGUCCCUGGUAUUCAAACAAAUGGAAAUGUUCAGAAUGGAGAAGUUGAGAAAGGAAAAGAAGAAGAAGAAGAAGACACAGCAACGCGUAAAACGUUGCCAUGGAAACUAGAAAGUGAUCUUUCUGAAGCAGAGGCCCUACUUCAAGCCCAGCAGGUAGCAUUAGAAAUCAUCUCAAAUAUGUGCUGUCCUGAAGAUGAUGAUGAUGAUUGGGAAGAUAUGGAGUCAUGUAGCACUAGCAGUAGUAGCAGUGAUGACAAUCAAGAUAGAACAGAAGAUGUAGCACCACCACCUAUCAUGUCUCCUUUAUGCCUCUCAGCCGAAAUCCACAGUGCUUUAUCGGACCAGUGUAUACCAACUAAGAUCCUAGAGAAAAUAACUUUUCCUGACAGAACACUACUUCAAAAAUUGAUAUCACAUAAGGAAGGCAAGCCAUUAUUCAAAGGCCUACUGAGAGUCCAGAGCAGAGCCCUCCUUUGUCUUCAUAACAUGGUUGCAGCAAUGGAGCUGGAAUCAUUAGGUGGUCAACAAGCCCUGGCUUUGCUUCUAGAUAAGCUCCUAGUCCUAGCAAUGAAUGAACCAGUUCCAGUCGGUGGUGAAUUGAUAGAGGCCUUGACUAGUGCACUGAGAGCUGUCCUUCAGAAAAUGGCUCAGAAUAAUUACAUCCCAGAGGCAUUGACAGAGGUACACCUGACCAGGCUAUGUUCAUUUGGUGAGGCCAACGCAUCAAAUAGAAUCAAAGUAAACCUUGUAGGAGUGCUUGGUAGCAUAGGUAGUGUCCUGGCUAAGAGAGAUAGAACAGAAGAACUGCUCACGGCUGUUGGAAACCAGCUGCUGGAAGUAGCCACUAAGGAUGGGUCUCUGUGGGUAGCAGCAGAGGCCCUGGAUGCAAUCUUUGAUACCUUUGGUGAUGGAGUAAUGGCCGAUAGGGUGGCCAUCGAACUAGGACUGACUGCCCGUCUGAAAGCCUUGGUGCCACAGCUCAAAUCAAAGUUACGGCAAUGUAGAGGAACCUUGGGUGAACACUUGCCCAUCAUCAUGAAUGCAAGGACAAACCUAGGAAGGUUCAUUAAGUAUAAAGAGAAUCAAGAGCUUCUACUAGGCACCUAUCCAUCUGCUUAAACCAGUCACAGCUUCCCUCAAUCAGUUCUUCAGUCUUCCCUGCCCCCUCCCAACCCUUCCCCACUUCUCAUACUUGUGCUUUCCUCAUUGUUUUUGCCCACUUUCAUUCCUUUUCUUCAUUUUCUUCCUCAAAUCAACAGUUUACAAACUUUAUAUCCCCUUGAGGGUAGUGUCUUAUAAAGCAAAUUGUCUCUCACUGACCAAUUUGUUCUGAGCCAAUCAGAUACAAGGAUUUCAGUAGCUUAUAACAGUUGUCAGUAAAAAAAUCACUGACAUAUUUGCAGCAUGAAAUGCUCACUUGUACUUUUUCACCUUACCUUAUUGGAUUCCUCUUUGAAACCUUUCUCCUUUUGUCACUCUUCUUUUCAUCAUUUCAUCAUUUUCAUCCCUCUUUAUUUUCCUGUCAUCUUUUAAUCACCAUCUAUAAGUUAAAUACCGCUGUACCACUUCCUAUCAUUAUAUCUGUUUGGAUUAUCCUUUGAGUGUGUAAAUAAGCAAUAUUUAUUGUAAAUAUGAAUAGUAAAGAGAAAUAUAUUUUAACUUUUCUCAUUGCCAAACAGAAGCUUCCCGAGUUAGUCUUAUGCAGGCUUUAUUCUUCCGUGUAUAAAUAUAUUUGUGAGAUCAUUAUUGUAAAUAAUUUAUGCAGAAGAAUCCAAGUAGUAUUGAGAAUGUGAGCUGGGGGGAGGGUUUGCUUCAUAAAAAAGCUUGCAUAAAAUCAUGCAUACUUUUAAUGAUGUUGAAUAUAGAAGCCAAGCUGAAAUUUGAUUUUUUUUCAAUUAUUGAAUCUGAUCUGCCAGUCAUGAAAUAUGCAGGGAUACAUGUUGAUUGAUAUUUGUUAAUGAUUCACAGGCAUUGAUAAUACAUGGUGUAUUUUGGGCCACAAUCUGAAUGGGAUAAUUGAAAAUAUGUUGUAUUUUUGUUCCUUUAAAAACUUGAGGAAUCUCAUUUUAUAGAAUUUUGUAUUCAAGUCUUGAAUAAAGUCAGGCUUAACAUUAGGAACAUCUGUAUAAAUUGUCUUUAAGGCCCACUCACUCACGGCAUAACAUAGCUUAGCUAUAUUUUGGGUUCAAAUUCAAUGAUAUAUUUGUAAUAUAUAUUGUUAAAGGGGUGGUCCGGGCUGAAAAUAUUUAUAUCUAAAUAAAAAGAGUAAAAUUCAUAGAGGAAAAUGCUGAAAAUUUCAUCAAAAUCAGAUAACAAAUAACGAAGUUAUUAAAUUUUAAAGUUUAUAAAUAUUUUGUGAAAACAGUUACAUGCACAUCGUCAUGAAUAUUCAUUAGGUGGGCUGAUGUCAUAUCCCCACUUUCCUUUUUCAUAUGUUAUUACUUGAAAUCAUAAAUGUUUCAUUUUUUCAUACAUGUGUAAAUGAUGCGUCUCUACUAUGAUGAAAUAAGUCACGGCAGUAAAUUACCAAUGCACUUAAUCAGUUGUCAGUCCAAUUGUUUUCGUUCUUGGUACAAAAAUUUUGAAUAAACCUAAUUUCAUAUAAUAAAAUACAAAAGAACAAGUGGGGAUAUGACAUCAUCAGCCCACCUAAUGAAUAUUCAUAAAGACAAGCCGAGAAUUGUUUCACCGGAAUAAUGCAAAUCUUUAAAAUUCAAUAACUUUGUUAUCCGAUUUUGAUCAAAUUUUUAGCAUUUUGCUUUGUGAAUUUUACUCUAUUUAUUGAGAUAUAAAUAUCUCCAGCCUGGAGUAUCCCUUUAACAUAUAUCUGAACACCAUAUACAAUGUUGCUGAGCUUUGUCAUAUCUUGAUGGGGUUUUUGGUUUAUGUAUUUGUUAUUUCAUUACAGCAAAAGAAUGUCCUUCAAUUGAAUAUACAAUGUCAAUAUUGUACAUACAUAUAUUUUAAUUUCAGGUAUUUUAAAUUUUUACCAUUUUCAGCAUACAGGACUUAAGUUUUUAUUGGUUUUGAGCUUGCUUUAAUGGCUAUUUACAGAAGUGAAUAUUUUAAUGGUGGUGGAGUUCACUUGUGAAAAAUCACAAAAAUGAAACCACGCUUAAGUUUUAGUAUUGCAUUAAGAUUAAGAGAUUUGCUAUUAUGUGAAUGAAUCUUAGGGCAUGAGAUGUCAUGUGGAAAAUCCAUAUUACUUUGAGAAUGCUAUUGCGAAUUAUAAGUUAAUUGAUGAUUAUGAGGUGUAAAGUCUAAUUCUAAUUAGUACUGACCUAUAGGUUUGCCUAAGUCAAAUCUAUUUUAUCCACAGAUGUCAGUUUAACUUGGAGAGAUUCAACCUAAAGAGGUAUUUAAAGUUUUACAUAAUGCACAAGUUUACAUGUAGUUUUAAUUUUGUGUGAAUUAGUGAUACUUAUGCCCGGUUGACACUUGCACGCAUUGUGGUGCCCGCAUUGCCCCGCAUUGAUGCGUGCCAGUGCGGGACACUUUAUGGCACGACUUGGCUAUAUCAGUUCACGCAAUGUCCCGACACGUUCACGACAUGUUUGUGCAUUGUUUGCGCAUAGUUCGCGCAUAGUUCACGCAGUGUUCACGCACUGUCCCGACGUGCUUUCAGCAAAUAUUCUCGACACCCUAUUUCUGUGACGUAUCUAGCGCAAAUUUAAAUAUUCAACGUUCUGGUGUUGACACCCUCUACGUUCGUUGAUUAGAACGACUCACAUUGAUCACGUGGUCUGCACUCACAAUUUUGCGCAUGUCAUUCGCGAACUAUGCGUGAAGUAUGCUUGACCUAUGCGCAAAGUAUGCGCGACCCUGUCGUGAACUAGUCGCGAACUGCGUGCCACUACCCCGGGGGUGGGGUACCCACUGUUUUUACGCCACGCACUGGCACGCAUUGGCACGACUUGUUUGCGCAUAGUUUGCGCACAGUUCACGCACUGGUGCAAUGCGGGAAGUGCGUGGCAAAAUUUUCAACAUGUUGAAAAUUUUUUUUCGCUCUUCACGCAUUGCUGCGCAUUGCCGCUCAUCGUCCCGCCCCUUCCCGCAAGUGUCGAAGCAUUGGCACGCAUGACGCAAUAUCAGUGCGUGAACUAUGCGGGAACCGAAAAUCGUGAAAGUGUCAACUAGGCAUUAGACUGCCACGAUGACGAUCAUUUCCUCUGGCUUUGAAAUUUGUUAAACCGUUUGUGAAAUAGUGACCACAUUUUCUGAUUUUGCACAACAACUGUUAAUGUACUUGUACGUGUAGAGUUAUAGGGGUCAUACAAAGUGAAUAGAGAAAGGGUAAGAAAAUCUCAACACAGAGUGUGCCCAUUUUGUCACAUUAGCAGGUUUUGUUCAAUGUUAACAAAAAAUAAUAAUCACGAUAAUGACUAAAAUCCCUAAGUUGGCAAGGUGAUAGGAAAAAUCAUCAUUGUUCAUCCAUGCCUAUUGGCAAAUAUUUAAUACAUUAACAUAUUAUUUAUUAAUACAUAUAUCUUGUACAUGUACUUAACUUGAAAAUGAAUAAUGUGGCAAUGCAAGAAAUAUAGUCCUGCCAAUUUGAAGAUUAAAAGUUGAUCAAAUAAGGAUUCCAGUAUAUCAUUGACAAAAAAGGGUAGAAGUAUAAAUAGCUCAUGUCAAAUUUGCAGGUUUGUCUUUGUUAUCAUGUAACCAUAUCAUUAAUUUGAUUUUGUCUGUUCCCCAAUGCCUCAAUUGCCUUAAUUAUGAAAUGGCUACCAGUAUCAAAGGGAGUAAAAUUCAGACUUUAUUAUCAUACAUACAAGUGAAUUGAUAAACAAUUAGACUCUUGUAUUGAUUCUAUGAUUGGCAAAUAUUCUUAUUUGAAUGAUAUGAACAAAUCAUGAAAAAGGUGAAUUUUAAAUAAAUUUCUUCAAUAUUUAUGUGUAUAGUAAUCUUCACAAGUCAGUUAAUGUUUGUAAAACUGAGGGACUUGUAUGGAUAAUAGUACACUCGUAGAUGGUGAAGUUGCUGUAAUGAGUUUGGAAAGUAAUGCAAACUUUUACGAAGUCUUCUGAUGGCUGUAUAGAUGUUCAAUUACUUUAUCCUAGGAUUCACAAACAAGAAAAAUCAUGAAUGAUACCACAUCUUUAUUGUGUAACCCAUUGCAAAAGUCUCAACUAAAUGUGAUUCUAAUGGUGUUCAAAAUUGCAAUUACUGCUUUUUACAUUUGGCAGAAUGUGGAGUUUUGCCUACAAGUGAAUCCUUUUAGAAUUUUUCUUAAGCAGUAAAUGUUGACAAAGGCAGUACUGCUGGAGAGCAGUAGUUUACAGGGUCUUUUUACUGCCUGAGAAAAUUAUUAUGAUCAUAAUGAUAGUACUCCGAGAGAUUUUGAUUGUUUAAACCGUUCCAAAGAGGGUGCCCAGGGCCCCGUAACAUAAUGCUUAGCGAUUGAUUAUGUGGCUAAUUUCUACAAUUGAUUGAAUUGAGUAUUUGGUAUGAUCAAUCGCAGAAGUCGGCCCCAUGAUCAAUCGCCAAGCAUUAUAUCACUGGACCCAGGCCAUCUAGAAUUAUGUGAUUAUAUACAUAUAUACUUUUUAUCAUUUCAAAAUCCAUCCUCAAAUUUUAUGUUGUGUUGGUGUGUCAGUGUGAAACCUGUUGGAAGGACUAGCCACUAGGCAAAAAGCAGGCUAUGUACUUCCAAACAGCCAAAGAUAAGGUGAGUGUUGGCUCAUAAAUAGCUUUUAAUGUGUCAUCUAAUCCACCUGCAAGUUUCACAAUAAUGCGCAUAAGAGAGAGAGAGAACAUUUACUGGUAUGUUGAUGUAUAUAUAUAUAUAAUGUAAAUGGAUUUUCGAAUAAAGUGUAUAAAAACAUCUUUGCUCUUAUAA